AUGUCAAUCAAUUCUCUAAUAUUAGACGGUGGAAGUUUGCCAUUCCUAGCUCUAGAAGAUGAGGUUGUUCUUCUUUCUCUUCCAAAAGUUACUUUGCACUGCUAUCCAUUGAUGGACAACGACCGGCCGAAUACGAAGUAUGAACAGAAGAUCGAAGCAAAUGCCCGAGGAUUCAUAACGACUAAACGGCUUAUUUUUCUCCUAUUCGAGCCAUUUCAAGAAGUUCAAACCAUUACCAUCAUUUACAAGCAAAUGGUGCCGAAUUUAAGCGGGGAGAUUCCUCCACAAUUACAAAUGCCUUGGCUUGGUCGAAACUACCUAACGGUGUCAUACAAGAUUCUACCAGAGCAGGUUUCUGGUAAUGGUAAGUGGUUAAAUUAUCUCUAUACAUGGCAGUGUAAUAUCUAUUUAGAUGGUGGGAGAGGUAACCUAGAUAUUUUCCGGGUCCAUGAUGUGUUGAAAAAGGCUAUUAUCGAGGGAAACUCUAGAGGACCUACUGAGAACACUGAACCUCUACCAGCCUAUUCACCAUAA
Messenger RNA from Lachancea fermentati, 534 nucleotides. The record is from the annotation of a GenBank genome assembly. Lineage: Eukaryota; Fungi; Ascomycota; Saccharomycetes; Saccharomycetales; Saccharomycetaceae.